AUGGCACUUGCCCGUCUGCCUUUUACACUUUCGUUGGCUUGGGCGGCGUAUACGUCCGCUACUCCGCCGAACCCACCGCCCCGCCCUGCAGAGCUUCGAGUGGAAUUGGAUUAUAGUCUUAAAGAAGUGAAUUUAAGAGCUGCAUUAGCUAGGGCGUCGCUCGUCCUGCCGGCGUUAAUAGAAAUCAUAAUCGUCCUUUCCGACUUAUCCUCCAUCAGUCCUCAGCCUCAGCGUUCAAACCACCUCCAAGUCCCAGAACCACUAACAAACCCACACACCGCCUCCUCGCACAUAUACCUCACCCCCUCCUUCCUCGCAUUCUGGACAAUAGCAAUGACAGGCGCACACCUCCGUAAACGGUGCUUCACCACCAUGGGCGCGAUGUUCACCUUUGAGCUCGCGGUGCGCCGGGACCAUAAGCUCAUCACGCGCGGGCCGUAUGCGGUUGUCAGGCAUCCGGCGUAUACGACGGCGGUUGUGGUUAUGGGUGCGGGCGCGCUUUGUUGGUCUGGUCCGGGUGCAUGGCCGUUUGCCUAUGCGUUUGAUUUUGAGCGUGUGAGCGGAGAUGGUAGCGGGACUGGUACAGCCGCCGCCGCGGCGCUGUUGGCGUGGAUCGCGCUGGCGGCGUGUUGGGUGCCGACUGUAUGGAAUGCGGUUGCGUUGCCUGGAAGAGCGCGGGUGGAGGAUAAAUUGUUGCACGAGAAGUUCGGGAAGGAGUGGGAGGUUUGGGCGGAGAGAGUGCCUUGUCGGUUUAUCCCUGGGAUUUAUUAA
This is a messenger RNA of Psilocybe cubensis, 771 nucleotides long. RefSeq lists its product as uncharacterized. Gene Ontology annotation, cellular component: endoplasmic reticulum; membrane. The coding region runs from base 1 to 771 and encodes 256 amino acids. The record is from RefSeq and is a predicted model, not a curated record. The transcript is spliced from 2 exons. Gene Ontology annotation, molecular function: protein C-terminal S-isoprenylcysteine carboxyl O-methyltransferase activity. Gene Ontology annotation, biological process: C-terminal protein methylation. Lineage: Eukaryota; Fungi; Basidiomycota; Agaricomycetes; Agaricales; Agrocybaceae.